AUGCUGAUAAAGAUGCCAAUAAAGAUGCCAAUGAAUAUACUGAUGAAGAUGCUGAUGAAGUUGCUAAUGGUGACGAUGAUAGUAAUAGUGAUUAUCAUAAUGAUAUUGUUGGCAAUUAUAAUGAUGGCAUUGAUAAUUAUAAUAUGGCUAAUGCAAUAAAUAGAAUAAACAUCCAAGGCUGA
Messenger RNA from Racocetra fulgida, 182 nucleotides. Lineage: Eukaryota; Fungi; Glomeromycota; Glomeromycetes; Diversisporales; Gigasporaceae. The record is from the annotation of a GenBank genome assembly.